Messenger RNA from Saimiri boliviensis boliviensis (Bolivian squirrel monkey), 695 nucleotides. RefSeq names its product harakiri, BCL2 interacting protein (gene HRK). The record is from RefSeq and is a predicted model, not a curated record. Gene Ontology annotation, cellular component: mitochondrion. Gene Ontology annotation, biological process: positive regulation of apoptotic process. Lineage: Eukaryota; Metazoa; Chordata; Mammalia; Primates; Cebidae.
UGGUGUCCAGGGGAGGCCCCCGGCGGCUGGAGCGCGACGGCAGCGGGCGCAGAGGCCGGAGGGAGAGGAGGCGAGGGGCGGCCCGAGCGCGGGGCGGGAGCGAGGCCAGCGGUCAUGUGCCCGUGCCCCCUGCACCGCGGCCGCGGCCCCCCGGCCGUUUGCGCCUGCAGCGCGGGUCGCCUGGGGCUGCGCUCAUCCGCCGCGCAGCUCACCGCCGCCCGGCUCAAGGCGCUCGGCGACGAGCUGCACCAGCGCACCAUGUGGCGGCGCCGCGCUCGGAGCCGGAGGGCGCCGGCGCCCGGCGCGCUCCCCACCUACUGGCCCUGGCUGUGCGCGGCCGCGCAGGUGGCGGCGCUGGCGGCCUGGCUGCUCGGCAGGCGGAACUUGUAGGAACGCGGGGCUUCUUGGUGGGGCCGGAGCCGAGACCCAGCCGGAGCGAGCAACAGGUUGGUGAAAACCCUGCGUCGUUGGAGAAAGCUGGUUCCCGUUUUCCAGAGGGGGAGCCCAGAGCUUGAAAGGCCACGGUUGGCACUUCGAGAAGGAAGUGGAGAGUAAAGACAGCGCCUGGAGCGAUCGUAGAAACACAGAAUGGGACUGGGGAAGCCCUUUGGAAAUCCAGCUGCAGAAACAGACACCCCAAUGCUAUUUACAUACAGCUCUCUAUAUAUAUAUAAAAAAAGAAAAUAUGAAUAUUA